This is a messenger RNA of Daphnia pulicaria, 2034 nucleotides long. RefSeq names its product FAD synthase-like. The transcript is spliced from 5 exons. The record is from RefSeq and is a predicted model, not a curated record. Gene Ontology annotation, molecular function: FMN adenylyltransferase activity. Bases 164 to 1798 code for a protein of 544 amino acids. NCBI's taxonomy places the organism in Eukaryota, Metazoa, Arthropoda, Branchiopoda, Diplostraca, Daphniidae. Gene Ontology annotation, biological process: FAD biosynthetic process.
CAAUCUUAUAUAAAUAUCGCCUCUUUUAUCUGACUGUUUUUGCCAUUUCUUUGCCCUGAACUUUGGCUGGGUGUGUAUAAAUCAUAUAUUUAAGUCACCCUUUGAAGAACUACGUAAAAAUUUCCGACUCGUUCUGAAAAGAAUUAACUUUUUUAACGCGGUUAUGCUAAGAAUUCUGAGUAGGGUAGAUAGUCUAGCUUGGAAAAAUCGCUUGGGGCUUCAGUACUCCUCCCGUUACGUGAGCAGGUCAAUGUCUUCCAAGUGCACUGCUGGCAUCAUCAUCAUCGGGGAUGAAAUCACUAAAGGGAAGGUGGCAGAUACCAAUUCUCAUUACGUUGCUCAGAAGCUCUACGCAUUGGGGGUGGAUGUCUGCAAAAUAUCCGUCAUUCCAGAUCAAGUGGAUGUCAUCGCUGAAGAAGUGGCCCUCUUCUCCAAGAAGUUCACCCAUGUGGUCACAGCUGGGGGGAUCGGUCCAACCCAUGAUGACAUCACCUACCAGGCAAUCGCUCAUGGUCUGCAGCAGAGGCUGAUCCUCCUGCCCGAGCUGGUUGAGCUCAUCCAAUCCCAUUUCAAGAUCCCCGCUCCAUUAGAUUAUGAUCCCCUCAACCCUCCCACGUUUCCCUGUGAUGUGGAGACCAGCAGUUUCAAUCCGGCUCUGAAGAUGGCUCUAGUCCCAGCCUCUAGUCGAUUGCACCACAGCAAAGGUCUGUCCGUGUUCCCCAUGAUCCAGGUGGACAACGUGUACGUCAUGCCGGGCAUUCCGCAAUACCUGAAGAGGUGCUGCCGGCACUUGGAAACGCUGGCCCGCAAUCCCGACUGCGUCUUUCUCUCUCGCGAGAUUUACCUGCAGGCGGACGAAGUCGGUUUGGCGCCGAUUUUGAACGCCGCCGUCAAAGAAUUCGCCUCUCACGUCUCGUUCGGUUCCUACCCGGUCAUAGGUCACAGCUACUACCGCACCAAGUUGACGAUGGAAUCGACCGAUCCUGCCAAGCUGGACGCCGCUCACCAGCAUCUGUCGGCCGAGCUUCCAGCCGAUUGCAUCGUCCCUUACGAUCCCCAGGCCAUUGAGCGGGCACCGGAAGUCAUACAAGAUAUCAUCGACGGCCAGGGAGCCCAUCACCGGGAGCUCCACACUCCCAUAUCUAACGCCUAUCAGGUGAUUGAGGAGUGCCUGUCUCGUUACGAUCCGUCGGAGGUGUGCGUUUCGUUCAACGGCGGCAAGGACUGCAGCGCUCUGCUGCACCUCAUCCACGCGGCGUGGAUGACGGCCGCUGCUCGCCGUCGAUCCUCCUCCUCCUUUGUUUCGGGCCAGCCGUUGAAGUUGCGAGCUCUUUACAUCCGCGGACAGGACCCAUUCCCUGAGAUGGAACAGUUUAUCGAGGACACGCGACAAAGGUACGAUUUGGAAUUGUGGACCGUGGCGGGACCGGUGCGAUCCGGAUUGAAAAUCGCCUUGGAUGAGCAUCCCGAAAUCAAGGCCAUCCUCAUGGGAACCAGACGCAGCGAUCCUCACGCAGCCAAUCUGCAGGCCUUUCAGAUGACGGACGACGGCUGGCCGAGCGUGAUGAGGGUGAGCCCCAUUCUGGACUGGUCCUACCAACAGGUCUGGCUCUUUCUACGCCGACUCAGCCUCCCUUACUGCAACCUUUACGAUAGAGGAUACACUUCGGUGGGCAACCGUGGCAAUACCAAACCCAACGCGGCACUACGGGUGGUCGACCCUGGAACAGGACUGGAAACCUACCGGCCGGCUUACUUACUACACGAUUGCAUGGCCGAACGGCAGGGCCGUUUGUAAUAAGAAGAAAAAGAAAGGAAAGAAGAAAAUGAUGUUUCCAUCUGCAAUUUUCUCCUUUCCCCUUGAUGGGGGGAUCGUUGUGUCCGACAACGUUGUCAAAUCAGGAAAAAAUCCUUAUUUUUUAUUAUUUGUUUUUUCCACUAUUGAAAAAGGCCAGUUAGUUUUUUCUUUCGAAUGGAACUCGCCUUUUUCUACCAAUGUGCAACGAAAAAUACACACAGAAAUAGUGCAGGACA